Messenger RNA from Coniosporium apollinis CBS 100218, 705 nucleotides. RefSeq lists its product as uncharacterized. Bases 1 to 705 code for a protein of 234 amino acids. The transcript has 2 exons. The record is from RefSeq and is a predicted model, not a curated record. Lineage: Eukaryota; Fungi; Ascomycota; Dothideomycetes.
AUGGGCAUAUCCUAUAGCACCGCGCGUUACCUCGCACCAGCCUCAUUCAUCUUCGACUUCCUCGCACAACAGUAUGGCCUCGCGACGAACAUGAAGACUGUCCAUGACCAGAAUCUCUCCUUUUGGAGCCCUCAGCCUUACUUCAUCGGCGCGUUCUUCUUCCCGCAGCAGAUCAUCCAGCUGGUCUGGUUGUACAAGCUAUGGAAACGCCAGGGCACAAAAGAGGAGCUCGCGGAGAUGACUGAUUACGUGCCGAUAUACGCUCUGGGUAACGUCUGCAUUGGAACAUGGAUGUUCUUCUGGAACGCCAACGAGCUCAAAACCUCUAACAUCUUCGUCACGAUCAACACCGUCGCCCAGGUCGCCUACGUCGCAACGCGGCUGCGGCGCAUGAACACCUCGUCCCAAACCUCCAUCCUCACCCACAUCGUCGCUAAGACCUUCGCCGGCAUCGGCAUCCUCGACCUCCUACACAACACUUCCUCGGCCUACUUCGUCGGUGAGGCACCGAGCACGCUGGUCAAGGCUCUGACGGGCGUCGGUUUCGCGGCCGCGGCGGUGACGAGCGAUUGGAUACUUGGCAGCUGCUUGGUAUACGACCUCGUCGCACUCACGUGCGGACAGGAGGGCAGUUGGAGGGCGUUGCUGGGUGCGUAUGCUGCUGGCGCGGCGGCAAUUGUGGGCGUGAAGAAUUGGGUCAUGUAG